AUGGUCAGCUUCACUCAGAUCGCACUUGCUGCUCCCUUCCUCCUCGGCGCCGUCACCGCCGCUCCCCUCCCCAGCCAGGACCAGAACCUCGCCGUUCGAUCCGAGACCGCGGUCGAGGCCCGCGACAUCUCCCUGGAGACCCGCGAGCCCAAGAAGGAGCACAAGUCCAAGUCCGAGGACUCCGAGACCAAGGACGAGGAAGACUCCGAGAAGAAGGUCAGCAAGAAGCACCACAAGAAGCACGGCAAGAAGAACAGCAAGAGCUCCACCAGCUCCGGGGACGACCUGAGCAACAGCUCCAAGGACGUCCUGAAGGGCAAGUUCCAGAAGUUCCUCAAGAUCAAGGCCGCCGCCAAGAAGGCCGAGAAGGAAGCCGCUGCCGCCGAGAAGGCUGCCAAGUCCGCCAAGGGCUCGGACAAGUCUAAAAAGGAGAAGAUCGCCAAGGAGAAGGCCGCCGUCGCUAAGAAGGCUACCGCCAGGGCCAAGAAGGCCACCAACACGGCCAAGACCACCCUGAAGGGCCUGAAGAGCAAGCACGCUUCCAAGAAGGCUGGAAAGUCUUCCAAGAAGGCCCACCACAGCAAGAAGAACAGCAAGAAGCACUCCAAGAAGGAGAAGGAAGACAAGGAGGAGAAGCGCGAUGAGGAGAUGAUCGAAGAGCGCGACGAGGAGAUCAUGGAUGAGCGCAGCCUCGACGACCUCGAGCUCGCCAUGCUCGCCCGUGAUCUCGACUACGUCCACGACAUCGACCCUCGCGACAUCGACGCUGAGUACGAAAUCGAGGUUCGUGACUUCGACUUCGACGAUGAGCUCUACAUCUAA
Clonostachys solani is the source of this 822-nucleotide messenger RNA. Lineage: Eukaryota; Fungi; Ascomycota; Sordariomycetes; Hypocreales; Bionectriaceae. The record is from the annotation of a GenBank genome assembly.